GGCAACUUCCCAGUAAGUGCGGGAUCAGAUGCAGCCACCGCCCCGGAACCAGGCCUUCCCUGUUCUGCCUUCCAGGGGGGGACCCGGGAGCAGCCCUCGGGAGUACAGUCUCGGCAAGUCCCGAAGUCCCUCUGGCCACCCGGCGUCGAACCAGGAGGAGGCUAGGAGGGGGCCGCCCUCCCCGCGAGGCUCCAGAAUCCGGCAUUUCCUCCCGGCUGCCCCGCGCGGCCUUCCCCUCCGAAAGAAGAAAAUUCCGGGGCCCGAGUAACCCGGCCGGUCGCCCCUGUGCGCUGCUGUGGUGGAGCCAGGAGGGCCGCCCAGGGUAGGGUAGGAGUCCGGGGCAGAAGCCAGCCCAGGGCAGCACGGCUGGGACUGAGCGGGACAGGGACAGGGCGCGGUCAGGGGCCGGAGCGAGCUGCACGGGCGGCGCCUGGAAGGGGAACUUGAGCUGAGAGUGGAGGCAGAGCGGCGGGGCUGCUGGCCCCGGCGCUGCGAGCCGGGAGCCUCCUCCAAGGCCAAGGACACGGGGGCCUCAGGGCCGCCGGGCCGCUGCGCGCAUGCUGGGCAGGGGACACCACCCGGGCUCGCGCCCUGGGCCACCCGGGCUCCCGGCAUGUCCGUGCGGUACACGCUCAACCUGCGGGUCUUCUGGCCCUUAGUGACCGGACUGUGCACGGCGCUGGUGUGCCUCUACCAUGCCCUACGCAGCAGCAGCGAGGGAGCUCGGACCGAGCCCCCCGACGGCGCAGACAGCGGCUUCCCGCUGCUCAAGGUGGCCAUCCUUCUUCUCCUCGGCUACAUCCUCCUACGAUGUCGCCACGCCAUUCGCCAGCGCCUCUUGCCAGGCUCUUCCCGUCGGUGUGGCCAUGCCAACUUCUCAGCCAGAUCCUUGCAAGAGCCAGGCCUGAGCAUCUUACUGGAGAGUUACUAUGAGCACGAGGUGCGGCUAUCGCCACAUGUGCUAGGUCACAGCAAGGCGCAUGUGAGCCGGAUCGUGGGUGAACUGGUGCAAGCUGGCCGGGCCCGAGGAUCUCCGGGCCCCAUCACCGGGGGAGCUCUGGCUUUGGCCUUCCGGGGAGACUUCAUCCAAGUGGGCAGCGCCUACGAACAGCAUAAAAUCCGCCGACCCGACAGCUUCGACGUGCUGGUGCCACUGCGACUCCCGCCGCAGGUGGCGCUGGAGCCGCGGAGCCUGGGGACCGAACCCACGCUGACUCCGGCCUUCCGCAGCUGCUUCGUGUGCGCCCUCAAGGCACCGCCCUCGCCAUCCGGGACCACGACGAGUCAGUGGCAUCGCGACUGCAAGCCCUUCGCUGAAGGCUUCUGUGUGGAUGUGCAGGGCCGUCGCCACCUCUCAGCUACCCUGGUGCUGCGCUGGUUCCAGGCGCACCUACAGCGCUCCUUGGCCACCGUGCGCUACAGCUUGGAGGGUCGCUGUCGGGUCAGUUUGACCCCAGGUGGUCUGGAGCAGCCCCCCACCCUUCACAUCCUUCCUUGCCGCACAGACUAUGGCUGCUGCCGCCUUUCCAUGGCCGUGCGCCUCAUCCCCGCUGUCCACCUGGGUGAUGGCGUCUUCCUUGUGGCACCGCCACCACCACCAUCGCCUAGCGGAGCCCUGUCAGAGCUUCCGGGUGGCCUGCGCGCCGAGGCACUGUGGGGUGUGAACACAGCACGUCAGGAGCAGAAACUGCUGGGCUGGCUUCAGGAACGGGCACCUCCAGGUGCCUGCUACCUUAAGUGCCUGCAGCUGCUUAAGGCUCUUCGAGACCUGGGUGCCCGCGGGCUGGACCCGGUGGCUGCCACACACUGGGGACGCAUCCUGUCCUCCUACGUGCUCAAAACGGCGGUGCUGGAGGUGCUUCUGACCGAGGGUGGUCCAACGCCUAGCUGGGAUGAGGCACACCUAAGUGAAUGUUUGGAGAGGUUGGUGAAGUUCCUUAGGGACUGCCUGCUGCGACGCCGAGACCUCUUCCACUGUGUCCUAGGCCCUGCUGGGGCAGCCGCCGAGGUUGGCCCACUGCCCAAGGUGCUGCGCGAGGCUGCUCCUGUUGACCUCCUGGCACCUUUCGAUCCGCACGCCCGGGAGCUUGCAGCAGCGCGGUUGCUGUCCACCUGGCGAAGGUUGCCCCAGCUUCUCCGGGUCUACGGCGGUCCCCGCUACCUUGCCAGGUGUCCUGCACCCCGGAGUCAACGCAUCCAGGGCUUCCCUGAAGAUGAACCAUGAACCCUGAUUACACUCCACCUGACCAAAUGCCCCUUUCCCACGGGAUGAGAGUACGAAUGGCAGCUAAAUUCAAGAUGAGCUGUUCGAGGUGUUGGAAAAUUUGAAGGAUAUCACAGGAUUUGAUGGCACAAAUGUUCUGUCCUAGGCUCCAUGGCUUAAGACAGUAGUUGGCAUCUUCUGCAGAUCUAUUAGAGUAUCCUGGGUCUGCAGGAUAUCUCAAUACACAGAUCUCUCGGUCCCCAACUUAUUAGAACCAAUCAUUUCUGAUAUACUUAUUUGGUAGUUACUAGGUUCUCAAUUGGCUGGUAGUUUUGAAGGGGUUUUGUAUGUAUGUUUCAGUGCUGGGGCUGGAGUCCUGGGUCCCUAUGCUAGGUGGUCCCUCUACCACGAAGCUACAUCCUGGACCCCUAGUUUUGUUAUUUGUUUGUUUGUUUUUGUUUUAAAGAAUCCUUAUCCACAACUGGAAUUGAAAUUCUAGUCCGGCUGUUAGCAUUCCAGAGUCCUAAUUUAGCUAUCUCUAUGAGCAUGCAUGUAUUUUUUUAGUGGUACAAUCACAAGUUUGUUGAAUAAGAUUAAUGGAGUUGUCAUAAAUUAAUCGACCCAUGCUAAGAGGUAGCCAGGAGCUGGUCAGAGACUUUCAGAGCAAGUGGCCCUUUAUGUCCAGUCGUUUUCUUGUUCUGUGUUUUUCAGAACCAAGGGCCUAUUCAAAAGAACUUUUGCACAGUUAUAUGAAAGACCACGGCUCUGAAAAGCAGCCAGCCGCCCUCAGCACUCCUCUGGGUCAUAGGUGGGGAUUUGCACUUGACACUCAGUACCUGUUCAUUUGAGCCAGGCAGAAUGCAGAGGGAAAAGAUCCUUAGUUAAGACAGAUCUGGCAAAAGUGUAGAACACAAGUCUUGGAAAAGAUCCUGCCUAGGGCUCACCAUCAGCUGGAUACCACCCGCUUAGGUUUCAAAGCUUCUGAGCAAAGUCCUGUAGGCUUGUCUCAGAGUGUGAGGACCUUUGAGGAGAAAAUAUUUGGCAUGCUGCCUGGUGUGGGUUAAGGUUCCGUGAUGCCUGAUAUCAGGGGAGUGGAUGCAAGGCUCUUGAUUGCCCGGGCAGCCUCAUAGCGUCUUGAAGGCCAGUUCUUGCUUCUGAUUAUGACUUGCAAAAUAGUAACUUGAGGUGUGUGCUCCUAGACAGUCCCCAGCAGUGGGCAGAAGAGGCGGGAACUGAAGGAGAAAGGAGGGAGCUGGCCGUGCAGUGCUUUGCUGCCGUGGCCUAGGUGCCCCUUGCUGUUGGGAGGAACCCACUCUCCAGUGCCUCCUAUGCUCCCGCCUUCCAGACAACUUCCAAUAGCAGUUCAAGUUUAGAAAGCUUCCUCCCUCCGGAUGGGAAGUGUGGUCAGUCUCAGUAGGAUUUUAUUUUCUAUUAUUAUUAUUAUUUUUUACAACAAAGAUCUGUGCUCCUAUAGAUUUCCUUUAAGUGAAGGUUGGAAGACAAAAGUAGUCACAUGAAUAGGGUCAUUGUUUAAUUUCUUAGCUAUGUGGAGGGAACUCUGCAAACCCCUUUCUCUGGGGCACCCAGUUGGCAAUCAAGGGGGAUAGAUUGUUUGUAGGGACUUCUCAUUUGUCCUUUGCAGCUCUGACUGAAAGAGGAAGGGCUGUCUCAUUGAGUUGUUUUGGGGACCAUUCCUCUUAAUACCCCAGAGGUCAUUCCUAGUUUUUUUGAGGCCAAUAUUUGGUUAAAAGGUACGGCAUUGGGUGAAAGGGUUGGUCUGUCAGCCUCUUUCAAAGAUAGAAACUUCACAGUGAGUUUAAUUACUUUAAAAAACUAAUGCCAAGGGAGGAUUAUACGUGCGUGCGUGUGUGCAUGUGCAUGUCUGUCUGUCUGUAUCUGUGUGUCUGUCUGUGUGUCUGUGUGUAUCUGUCUCUCUGUGUGUAUGUGUGUGUAUAUGUCUGUGUGUGUGUGUGUGUAUGUGUGUGUGUAUGUGUAUGUGUCUGUGUGUACAAUGCACACAUGAUUUCUAUACUCAGCCUGUUGCUGUCUCUAUCAUUAAGUUAGAACAGGGGAGAGGCAAAUUUCCAACUAUUUCUAGCUAAGCUAGAAAUUUCUAGCUAAGGAAUCCUUUUAUUUUUCUUUAAGUCUUGAUAAUAUUUUAAAGUAUAAAUCUGGUUAGGAUCAUAAAUAUGAAUAGCUUAUAUAAAUAUCUUUCUUGUAGGGUUUUUUCCUUUUUUGUGUGUUAAUUACCCAAAGUUUCAUCCAUCCUCAAAUUUUUAAAGUUUAUUAUUAUUAUUAUUGUUAUUAUUAUUAAAUUAAUGGGCAUUGUGUUUGUAAAUUUUUAAAAAAUAUUAAUGUUCUAUUUAAAUGCCAUGCUGAACAGUUGUUCUCAUUAUGUGGCAACAAAAACUUAAGAGAUUUCGAUCAAUUUUGAUCAAUAUUUAGUGAUCUGAAGCAUGUACUGUGUACAGAUGCAAUAAUACGGCUGUUAACUGAGUACAGUGGCUGCCCAAGGCCUUUAAAUUCAGCUCAGUUCUGCAGUUCACUGUGGCUACUGUCAUGGCCUCCAUUUGACAUGUCUACACUUUGGGUGUAUAUUUGGUGCUGGAGAGUCAUCUAUGCCAAUAUUCUCAUCUAAGAUGGCUCUACCAAAAAAUAGUUGUUUAGCCAGUGCCCAAAGAAAACUUUUUUUGAGGAAGAUGACUCAGCUCUUUUGCGUCCAGACACUUUAGUAACUCCCACUGCCUAGCUCAGAGCCUUCCUGGAAUGCUCGUGGGCUGGGAGAAUAUGCAUUUUGAAAAAUGAAGGAAAAGACAGAUUAAGUGGAUGCAAAUAUUCUCUGAGGACUUGGGGGAGGAGGGCGUAAGGUGCAUGUGAAAGGAGGAGAUGGGGGAGACAGGUGAGGGCACCUCAGGGGUGGGAGAGAGUUUUGGGAGAGGAAAUGUGUUUUUAGGUAUGUGUUUUUAGCUAUGUGCUAUUUCCGGUCCGGAGUCACAAACUCAGUAGCUUGAAGGCAGGGAGAUAAAUAAGAGGGGGGGGAGGGUGUGGGGACUGCCCCUACCUUAAAGGAGGCAGCUCACCUCAGCUCUAGGCUGGAAAAGAAAGGGUGGGGCCAAGAAUAGGCAUUUCAAAUUAAAAUACUUAAGCUCACUGGUUUUUAAUUUAAGAAGUAAUUUAAAAUGUCUAAAACCAUCAAGUGAGCAAGAUAAGAUAUUGAACCUGAGGCCGCCAGUUUGUGACCCCUUACCUUACACAGUCAGCCUUCCCCCAGGAAUAUAUAUAUAUAGGCUUAUAUUCUUCGCCAUGGAGAUGGAGAUGACGGUUAUAUAUAUAUAUAAGUGGGGGUGUGUUAGUUCAUUUCUACUUUAUCUGUCAGAGUUAAGCUUUGUAAUAGGAAUAACAGCAGAAAAAAAUUAACACAGCCACAGAAAACAUUUAUCCCCAGUUCCUGGUAGGGCUCCUAUGCAAGCCCGGCUCUCCAGUUAAAAUCCCAGCGAAAACACUUGGGGCAAUUUUUUCUUUCUCUUUUUCUUUUUGGCUGGUGAUUUAAGGUCAACUUCUUAGCCUGGCUGGAGGCUGCAGAUGAGUAAUGAAGAAGAAUUGCAGAAUAACUUCUUUGUAUUUGGUUCUUAUGUGAAAAUUAAUUUUUUUGUCGUUGUUGUUGUCCAUGGUAACCUAGCCUGGGACUUCACAAUGUUGAUUGGAGACAUUAAACACCAGCAAAACCAAAACAAAAUCACCAGCCAGUGUUCCAACUUUGGGCCAAAUUGCAUGGAUUUGUACUAUUCCAACCUCCAAGAACACUGGCAGCCUUUUUAUUCCUUUCUGACUCAGGGUCUCCUUCCAAGGUGAGCACCGGCUGAGCCUCCUCCCGAAGCAUCUCUUGUCGCUUCCUAGAGGAAGUCAUGGUUUCCACAGAACUGUGCUUCCUGCCUUUGACCUUGACAAAGAGGUCUUUCCCCAGGUCUACACAAAGGAAAAUUUUCUCCUGUGGUGGAAAAAAUGAACCUCACCCAAAUUUCUGACAUCCUCAAGAGGGAAACUGGCUCAGUGUUACCCCUGUGGUAUGUGUUAGUUAUUUUCUUUCUUCGCUUGUCUGUAACUUUGACAUACCUAUUUAUUUUUUAUGGCACACAGUGGGGUGGGAGUAAUGCUAGUAUGUAAGUCAAGAGAGGGUGAUAUAUUCCAGAUCAUGUACACAGAAAAAAUAGACUGAGAUCUGCAGCUUCUGGAAGUAUUAGAUAUGCAGGGAUAUUUUAGCACCUUUUGGGGGGAAAACAAAGAUGUCUUGGCUCAGUCAUUUGACUUGAAGCAUUCCAGCUCUGGCUGUUUUAAACGUGCCUUCUGACCCCAAACUGCAUAUUGGGAUACAGUUUGGGGGUCACAGUUACAGCCUAAGUUUGUUCCAAGAAAAGAGACCAAAGAGUUAAUCAGACCUAGUUGGCUGCUAUAGUAACUGUGUGAUUAAGGAUGUCUUCAUCACACAAUUUCCAUGGCCCCAGUGGUCAAGGCCUGUCUGUCACUCAUCUUCAUUCGAAGUGGAGUGUAUUUGCACUUUCGAUCCUGUUGGUCACUCGGGGACCUUGUUCUUUCCAAUUUCGCUAUAUCAAUAAAGGAACUUGUGGGAA
Molecule: messenger RNA, 6831 nt
Organism: Apodemus sylvaticus (European woodmouse)
Lineage: Eukaryota; Metazoa; Chordata; Mammalia; Rodentia; Muridae
Gene: Itpripl2
Product: ITPRIP like 2
Exons: 1
Coding region: 614-2224 (536 amino acids)
Source: RefSeq, a predicted model, not a curated record